GCACCCGCCCUCCCGCCGUGGCCUGGGCCUGGCUCCCUCUGGCCUGGGAGCUGCCUCCUUGAGUUAAGCAGUGGGGCGGACAGUGCUUGUUCCCUCCGGACGCCCGGGGAGAGGCUUGCCAAGCCGCUGGCCUGAGAAACCAGGAGCGCAAACCGGAAGGUCAUGUGCAAAAGGUGGGCCUUGCACACCGCCGCCCGAGCACGGCCAGGUGUGGCCCAAACCACAGCUUUCGCGUGUGGGUUGUGGGGGGUCGCCUGGAACCGCGUCUCCGGGCUCGGAGCACUGGCCGGCCGUCUGGCGGCGGGAAGUGGCCUUCGGGCGCACUCGCGCCUCUGGCCGCAGCUCACGCUCUCGGGCUGCGCCCGGCCGGCCCCGGGCACGUCGCGGAGCCCGCGCUGUUCCCGAGCGCCGGGCGCGGGGCACGCGGGGCUUUCCCGCCGCCCCGCCCCGGGGGGGCUUGGCCGCGGCCAACGGGGCGCAAGGGUGCGCUGACGUCAGCCGGCUCGCCUCGCCCCUCCCCAAGGGGGAAAGUGGCGGCGGCCAAUGGGGCGCGAGGGAGGUGCUCACGCCCCGCCCCCAUUCGGGCCGCGCCUCGCCCCAGCGGGAAAUUAGCAGCGACCAAUGGGACGCGAGGGAGGCGCCGGUGCCACGCCUCUCUCCCCGCCCGGGCUCCGCCCCGCAGCCGCGGAAAAUUGGCGGCGGCCAAUGGGGGCCGAGGAGGUGCUCACGCCCCGCCCCAGCGGGAAAUUGGCAAUGGCCAAUGGGGGGCCGAGGUGGUGCUGACGCCCCGCCCGUCCCGCUUAUAGGCGCGCCCGGGCCCGGCUCUCAGCACUCGGCGAGCGGCCGUCGGUCCGCGGGCGGCCCCGCGCGCCGGGGUCCGGGCUCGUGCCCGCAGCGGAGCCAUGUCCACCGCGCUGCUGUCCGCCUUCUACGACCUGGACUUCCUGCACUCGGCCGAGACGUCGCUGGGCAGCCUGAGCCUGGGCGUGCUGGACGCCAGGGCGGCGGGCGGGCGGGCGGCGGGCGCGCCCGGCCCGCGCUACAAGACGGAGCUGUGCCGGCCCUUCGAGGAGAGCGGCGCCUGCAGGUACGGCGACAAGUGCCAGUUCGCGCACGGCGGCCGCGAGCUGCGCCUGCUGGCGCGCCACCCCAAGUACAAGACGGAGCUGUGCCGCACCUUCCACUCGGCCGGCCUCUGCCCCUACGGGCCGCGCUGCCACUUCAUCCACAACGCCGACGAGCGGCGCCCGCGCCCCGCGCCCCCCGCGCGCCCCGAGCGCCCCGCGCGCGCCGACCCCGCGCCCGCGCCCGCCCCCGCGCCCGCGCCCGAGCCCGGCCGCCGCCUGCCCAUCUUCAGCCGCCUGUCCGUGUCCGACGACUGA
Messenger RNA from Sorex araneus (European shrew), 1382 nucleotides. It is a transcript of the gene ZFP36L2, whose product is annotated as ZFP36 ring finger protein like 2. The transcript has 3 exons. Gene Ontology annotation, molecular function: metal ion binding; mRNA binding. The coding region runs from base 903 to 1382 and encodes 159 amino acids. NCBI's taxonomy places the organism in Eukaryota, Metazoa, Chordata, Mammalia, Eulipotyphla, Soricidae. The record is from RefSeq and is a predicted model, not a curated record.